AUGUCGGUCCGGAUCCAAUUCGACAAACCCCACGCCUUCUACACGAACCUCGACUUCAUCAGCGGCAGAAUCAUCCUUAGUCUCACUAGCGAUGACGCCGUAUCUGCCAUUGUAGCCAAGUUGGAAGGCGAGAGCAGAACGCAAUUAAGGCGACCGAUACGCCCCCCCGACAACCGGCAGCCUGUCGUGAUCGAGAACCACAAGAUACUGUACAAGAUUAGCCAAGUGUUCCCCGAGCCCCAUCCAGCAAAUGGGCAGAAUAUGGGAUCAGCAUUUACUCUGCGAGCCGGAAAGCAUGAAUAUCCAUUUCGAUUCAAGAUCCCUUUUAAUAACGGCUGUGGGGACCCCCAACAGCAGCAGAUGGCUGGGUUUGGCGGGCUUGGAUUAUCGGGAUUUCAGCAAAUGCAGUACCGGCAUGUCAGGAAGACAUUACCGCCUUCAUUGACCGGGUUUCCGGGGGAAGCAGAAAUCAGAUAUUAUGUGAAGGUUACGGUGCAACGACCAGGGAUAUUUAAGGAAAACAGAAGGUCAGCAGUCGGCUUCCGGUUUCUCCCCAUUGAGCCCCCAAGGCCACCCCCUACCACGAACGAAGUAUAUGCUCGAAGGCCGUUUGGCUUCCAGACUGGUUUGGCAUCGUAUGGGAAGAAAUCGUCUAUGUUCAGGAAGAGCCCAAAACCAUUAUCGGACACGGCGCCAACGGGAGAGAUUGAUGCGCGGCUUCCCAGUCCCGCCAUUUUAACCUGCAAUGAACCCAUACCCCUACGGCUUAUAGUAAAGAAGACAAACCAAAGCGCGGAGAAUGUGUUCUUGGUAUCGCUACAAGUCCAUUUACAUGGAUAUACUGAGGUAAGGGCGUUAGAUGUCUCCCGGACAGAGACGAGUACAUGGUCACUGAUGAGUGCGAAUGGGCUCUCGAUUCCUAUCGGGUCACCGAGUGACCCGCCCCUGAAGGAGAUAACGGUUGACAAUAACUUAUGGGAUCGAAUACCGCUUCCUAAUACUGUAGCUCCUUCGUUUCAAACCUGCAACUUGGCUCGGAAAUACGAACUUGAGAUACGGGCAGGGUUGGGAUAUGGAGUAAUUGGCGAGAUCCAGCCGCAAAUAAUAACCCUCCCCCUUCGGUUCCAAGUAGAAGUCCACUCUGGCAUCUCACCCCCCGCUGCCCUCCUCGACGCCAUGGCCCAGCAACGACCUCCAGUCCCCGCUCGUCCUACCGCCCAAACCCCUACACCAGUCUCUGCCCCUGCUGCAGACCCCUUAUACCCUCCUCAACUGGGCACUCCUGCCGCAGCAGUUGUCGAUGACGCGCCUCCAAGCUAUGAAGAUGCUAUGGCCGAGGACAUCACGCCGACGGAUGGGCCGAGGAGGGAGUAUAGCGGUGUGACAGAUGUGAAUGCGCCAGGGAUGGAUGAGAAGGGUGGGGGGAAGCCACCUAGUGGGGGUGGCAAUGGAGCGGCAGGCGGUGGAGGAUUUGGUGCUGUUGUAUGA
Molecule: messenger RNA, 1488 nt
Organism: Venustampulla echinocandica
Lineage: Eukaryota; Fungi; Ascomycota; Leotiomycetes; Helotiales; Pleuroascaceae
Exons: 2
Coding region: 1-1488 (495 amino acids)
Biological process (GO): ubiquitin-dependent endocytosis
Cellular component (GO): plasma membrane; cytosol; cytoplasm
Molecular function (GO): ubiquitin protein ligase binding; protein-macromolecule adaptor activity
Source: RefSeq, a predicted model, not a curated record